This is a messenger RNA of Balaenoptera musculus (blue whale), 4908 nucleotides long. RefSeq names its product divergent protein kinase domain 2B (gene DIPK2B). The transcript is spliced from 5 exons. Bases 123 to 1427 code for a protein of 434 amino acids. Lineage: Eukaryota; Metazoa; Chordata; Mammalia; Artiodactyla; Balaenopteridae. The record is from RefSeq and is a predicted model, not a curated record.
CAGAAACCUGGGAAGCUGGGAUGGGGUCAGCGCCCUGAAGCCAGCCCUCUCUCUUUUGCCAAGACCUGCCUCUGCACAGCCCUAAGUGGGCAACCGAGGGCUGCAGCUGGAGUCCCGAGCCCAUGAUGGAGCCGCGGCUGGGGCCUGAGGCUGCAGCCCUCCACCCGGGCUGGCCAGCCCUGCUGCUGUGGGUCUCAGGCCUGAGCUACUCUGUCUCCUCGCCGGCUUCUCCCUCUCCUUCUCUGGUGCCCCGAGUCAGAACCAGCUACAAUUUUGGAAGGACUUUCCUCGGUCUUGAUAAAUGUAAUGCCUGCAUCGGGACAUCUAUUUGCAAGAAGUUCUUUAAAGAAGAAAUAAGGUUUGACAACUGGCUGGCCUCACACCUUGGACUGUCUCCCGACGACUUGCCUUCUUACCCUGUAAAUUACUCGGAUGAUUUCAAAACCUGGCGCCCCGUGGAGAUCUCAAGGCUGGUCAGCAAACACCAAAACGAGAUCUCGGACAGGAGAAUCUGUGCCUCCGCAGCUGCCCCAAAGACCUGCAGCAUUGAGCGCGUCCUGCGGAAAACAGGGAGGUUCCAGAAAUGGCUGCAGGCCAAGCGCCUCACACCGGACCUGGUGCAGGGCCUGCCCAGCCCCCUCCUGCGCUGCCCGUCACAGCGACUCCUGGAUCGCGUGGUCCGGCGCUAUGCGGAGGUGGCCGACGCUGGCAGCAUCUUCAUGGACCACUUCACGGACCGCGACAAGCUGCGUCUCCUCUACACGCUAGCUGUCAACGCCCAUCCCAUCCUCCUACAGAUCUUCCCGGGCGCCGAGGGAUGGCCACUGCCCAAGUACCUGGGCUCCUGCGGCAGAUUUCUGGUCAGCACCAGCACCAGCCCACUGCAGGAAUUCUAUGGCGCACCCGCAGACCAGGCGGCCGACCUGGCCUACCAGCUCCUGGGUGUCCUGGAGUCUCUGAGGAGCAACGAUUUGAACUACUUCUUCUACUUCACCCACGUGGAUGUGGACAUGUUUGGCAUCUUCAACAACGGGCAUCUGUUCAUCCGGGAUGCCAGCGCACUGGGCGUCAUCGACAGGCAGGAAGGCAGCCAAGCGGCCUCCAGGGCAGGAGAGAAUAAAGACAUCUUCAGCUGCCUGGUCUCUGGCUGCCAGACCGAGCUGCCCUCCUGCGACACCAUCCCUGAGAAGCAGAACCUGGUACUGGUGUGUGGCCAGGUGCUGCCCCCACUUCUCCGGGCCAAGUUCCCGUCCCCGGUGCAGGAGGAGAUAGACGCCGAGCUCGCUCGCUGUGGGGAGGCAACCCGGCCAGACCCCGAGGUCCUCCAAGCCGCCCGCCGGCUGAAGGACAUCUUGAGGCCCCUGAGAACCUGUGACCCCAGAUUUGCCUACCGCUACCCAGACUGCAAGUAUAAUGAUAAGUUCUGAGGGGCUGGAGCCUUGCUGGCCUCCGGGGACCACAUCCUUGGAACUUCCGCUGCCCGCUCGCUUGCUGCACGGUUGAAAGAAGCUGCUCCCUUUUAGACACUGGGAGAAAGGUACCUUUGUUUCCCAGGGAGAAAGGAACAUGCCAACCAUCAGAGGGCAGUCAUGUCAUCGGCUGGCAUGAUUGCCCCCGCCGGCUGGGUCAUCGUGGAAGAGCCCAAGGGUGGGCAUCGGAAGAACCAGGUGUGGACACUCACUCGGCCUCUUUGAGCCUCAUUUUUCUCUCUUCUCCGCCAGACUCUUGAGUUAGUGCAAAAAGACAGAGAUAUGAAGGGCCAGGGACACGUGCUCCCUCCCCCCAGCCCAGGUGGUUACAAAGAAUGUUCCAGAAGCAUGCACGGCCAGGGCAAAUGUGACAGAGCCGUGGAGGUCAAAAGGCUGGCACGGAGGGAAGACUGUACCCCUGCCCUAUAGCCCUCCUGCCACACUCCCCACACUGCCACAGGGUGAGGGGACUGCAGGACAAGGGGACACGUGGACAGAAGGCCCUUCUGUCCCAGAAGUGUCCAGAGAGGCACUUCAUGGUGUGGGAAGGAGCCAGGGGUAAGAAGAGAAGAGGGCUGGGCUGGGGGCCAAUGUGUUUGUCCAGGUCCUCUGAGAACCAGGUGUCAAGACAGGAUUAAAUGGGCAAGGAUUGUAUCAAUAUUAAGGAAGAUGCCUGGGGGGAGGGAAAGGAGGAGGGAGCCGGAGACGGCUGGGAGAGCCAUCAGGCCGCGCUGUAAGGUUGACCCCUCCCUCCCCCAAGUGAGGGCAAGAAGGUCAGCUUGGGGCAUCCCAGACUGCCAUCUGCGCAACCGAAAGAAGGUUCAGCGAGACCGUCAGGGCGACCUCGAGGCAAAGCCAGCCAUCAGAGGAGCUUCGCAAGAAUGGAGAGCCCUUAUAUUCCUGUGGCGGGGAACAGCCCGUGGGAAGCGUGGCCUCAGCCCAACCGCAAAGAUGGAUUUCAAAGCACAGCGCAGGGCACUUAGCCAGUUCUGCUCCCUGGAGCCGAAGGUCUGUGAUUUAGAAGAUUCUCAUUGUAGCCACAGCCGGGGACCAGGGCCAGCUCUCUCCACACCGUGGCCUCCAGGGCAGGACUCUAAAGAGUCUGAGAAUUUUCAUUCAAACAUGGCCUUACAGGUCAUUCUAAAAAUAUUUUUUCAAGGUCAGCCAACGGAAUAUAUUUUAUUCAGCAGUUUGCUUUAUAUCUUUAAAAUGUUUAGCCACGUGGUAUGUGGGUCUCCGUGUGUACUCCUGCCCGGGCCCCUCAAACAUUAGUGGGGCUUCCUUGGACCUUUGCCCAGCCGCCUUGCCAGCCCUCCACCCCCCAGGGACCUCUCAGUCGGCCUCCUCUUUUCUACCUCUGAAUCGCCACCUUUAAGGUCAGAAUGCCUGGCUUAAUAGGCUUCACGCCGCAGACGGGGAAACUGAGGCCCAGGGAGGAAGAGUGACUUGCUGGGAUAGUUCCAGAACUCCUGCUACGAGUCCAGGCUCCUCUUGCCUUCCCCUUCAGCCUCUGUCCUGCCCAAUUCUGGUCCCUUCACUCACAUUUAAAGAGAAGCCAAGAAAAGUCCUGUUCUGUGGUACCCUGCGGUGCGGUUGGGAGUUCCCUUUUGACUGCUCCAGGCACUACGUCUGGGGCAACCGUAACAGUGAGGAUGCCGGGCGGAGCUUCUGGGAGGGCAGGCUUGGGCUGCCUGAGAGUCUUUGAGACAGUUGCUUCCUGGCUUGGUCUGGAGAGAGAGGAUUGACCACCCUUCCCAACACCUUGCUUUUUUAGCCCAGUGAAACUGAUCUUAGACUUCUGGCCUUCAGAACUCGGAGAGGAUAAAUUUCUAUUGUUUUAAGCCCGCACUGUGGAGUCAUUUGUUACAGUAGCCACAGGAAACAAACACAUACCCCGAACUCUUAGUGUCUGCUUCCAGAGAACCCAACUUGCAAUGCUCCCCAACUCCAGUCUAUCGUGAUGGAUUCAAAAGCCAGACCCGCCAGGAAAGAGUGUGUUAUGUGUCCAUAACCAGGGCUGGGGCUUGGACGGUUCCGUUCCUCCACUGACUAAGUCCUGGGCAUCAUUUAAGACCCUGAGUCCUACCUUGACCCAAAGUUUUCCUGACAGCCCAGCUCCCAGCGAGCCUUUUCUGAAUCCUACCUCUGUACCCCUGAACCCCAGGCCCGCACCCAUUUGAGGCUAACCUCAAGGGUAUUCCAGAGAGAUCUGUGCUCCUCCUUCCCAUCCAGCUGGGAGCUCCCUGAAGAUGCUGGUGGCACAGAGUUCUCUGUACUCCCCGUAGCAGCCAGCACAGGGCUAGGCACAGAGCACGUGCUCGGAAAAUAUUCUUGCUGAGAACAAUGAUGUGUUCUUCAAUCCUUUUUGUUCUGUGCUUUUCAUACACCAUGUGCUCUGGACUGAUUUUUUGUGUCCCCCGCAAAAAUUCAUAGGUUGAGAUCUUAACCCCCAAUGUGAUGGUAUUUGGAGGUCGUGGGGGUGGAGCCCUCAUGAAUGCCCUCAUAAAAGAGACCCCAGACAGCUCCCUCACUCCUUCCACCAUGUGAGGACACAGCAAGAAGGUCCUGGCUAUGAACCAAGAAGCUUGCUCUCACCAGACACUGAGUCUGCCAGCCCCAUGAUCUUGAACUUCCUAACCACCGGAACUGGGAGAAAUAAUUGCUGCUUAUAAGUCAUCCAGUCUGUGGUAUUGUUAUAGCAGCCCAAACGGACAAAGACACCGUGCUGAACAUAUGCAAGCCGCAGCCACGUCCUCGAGAACAGCUCUUUCCCCUCAAGAGCCAGGAGACAAGUGAGUCAACACUCAAGAGACUUAGCCAGAACAAAAUCAUCGUACUAUGUUCUCAGCCCCCUGCAAUCUGAUUGGAGGCAUUAUUUUUUCUGCGUUUUGCCAGCCACUGUCUUUUUGCCUGCAGGACCGGCUGCAUAAUUUGUGGGACCCCCUGCAAAAGGAAAACGUGGGGCCUCCUGUCACUGAGAAUUGCAAGAUGGGGCCAGCAGAGUGUUAACCUGAGUGCAGGCCCUGUACGACUGUAUGUUGAUGCCCACGAAGCCAGCCCUGGGUGCCUGAGAAUACUAAUUAACCUCUGUGUAGAGGGUUCUUGGGGUUUACUGGGGUCUCACUUGAUCUCCACAAGCAAGGGGAGUAGCUGUGGAGCCAGAGGUGGUAUAAAAUAUUUAAUAACCAUCAUGGCAAAGGGACUGACAUAGGAGAACAGGCUCCACUGGCUUCAGCUAUCAGCUCGGCGUCCCCACAGCCCUGCGGGCAAGUCCUACUUUUCAAACAAGGAAACUGAUUCAAGCGAUCUGCUCAAAGUGACCAUUUUGAGGUCUCCUGCUUUCCUAGUCCUCCCCUGUAGCAUCUAACUUCUGCCUAUAAGUGAUUGCAUGAGCCUGAAUGUUUCCUCUAGAGCUAAAAUAAAUACUUUGUUGGAUUUG